Molecule: messenger RNA, 2150 nt
Organism: Culex pipiens pallens (northern house mosquito)
Lineage: Eukaryota; Metazoa; Arthropoda; Insecta; Diptera; Culicidae
Product: cAMP-dependent protein kinase catalytic subunit PRKX-like
Exons: 8
Coding region: 582-2138 (518 amino acids)
Biological process (GO): protein phosphorylation
Molecular function (GO): ATP binding; protein serine/threonine kinase activity
Source: RefSeq, a predicted model, not a curated record
UGUAUCGUUUAUUUUCGGUGGUGGCGCGGGUUCAAAAUCGGAAGUGUACAAACAAAAUAGUGCAAAAAAAAGAUCACAAAAUCGGUAGGAAAUAAAAAAAUAAAACCAGCGGCAGUGGCAGUAGAGAAGACCGUGACGGGAAAAAUCGAAUUUUGGAUGAAAAUAAAACAACACAUGUAUAAAAACCGUUGAAAAGUGGAAAAUAAGAAGGAGCGGAGUUGCCAAGCCAAGUGGAACGCGCCAAAGAAUCAUCGAAAACGAUCGUGUGUUUAUGAGGAGGGGUUUGUGUGCAAUUAUCAAAGGUUAUUUGACAUCGCUCACUCGUCGAGUUGAUCGUGGUUGAUGUGCCAAAAUCAGCGAUUCGCAGCGAUUGAAGAAAACAAGAAUACAGGAAAAAAUCGGCCGUGAUCAAGAAAAGGUCUUGGAUUGAAAAGAGAAGAAGGAAAAAACUUGCAGAUUUGGCACAGAUGUAAACAAAAGAAAGGAAAAAAAGAGUGUUCGAAAAAGAAGAAAUUAAGUUAAAGUUGGUGGGUUCGCUUUGAGCGUGUACGGUGGUGUUUAGUGUGGCUACCGGCCGGAAGAUGUCCUCGUCGCCGCUGUUGACCAGCUACACUCUGCGCAUCCGGAGUGACACCAGUCCGGUGACGGCCACGGCCACUUUUACGGCCAACGGUGUACUGUGCAACAGCCCGGCCACCGUCGGGGAGUCGCUCAAGAAGCUGAGCCUGAACGACGCUUCGACGGCGAGCAACAACUCGGGCGAGUCGACGGAUCCGCUGGAGUCGGAUUUUAGCGGGGCCGAGGAGGAGGAGGAAGAGGACGAGGAGGAGGACGGUGGACGGCGGUUCAGGGUCAUACAAACGGACGACGACGACGAAGAAGAAGACGAGGAGGAGGAAGAAGAGGAAGCAAAAACAGUAAACCGCGCUAAGCGUUCGCAAUCCGAAGAGGACGACGAAGAGGAAGAAGAGGACGAGGACGAAGACAGUACAACAACCACAGACGACACCACCACAACUGGCAGAAACACAAACACCAACAACAGUGUCGUCCGGCGCAACAAUGCUCGAAGCCGAGACUCUUCUACUGACGAUGAUACUCGGAACAGCGACGCUAGCGACGAUGAUUCUGACGAUGUAUCUGAUCGGAAUAAUAAUAUCAGCGGAGUUCGUCGCAAACAACCGAAGGAGUAUGAUCUGGACGAUUUUCAGAUACUGAAAACUAUAGGAACCGGAACGUUUGGGCGGGUGUGCCUAUGUCGGGACAAAGUGACGGACAAGUACUGGGCCAUGAAGAUCCUCGCGAUGGCCGACGUGAUACGGUUGAAGCAGAUCGAGCACGUCAAGAACGAGAAGAACAUCCUGCACGAAAUCGACCAUCCGUUUAUCGUCAAUAUGCGAUGGCACGCCAAGGACGACUGCUGUCUGUACAUGCUGUUUGAGUACGUGAGCGGUGGCGAGCUGUUUUCGUACCUCCGGAACGCGGGUCGGUUUGACAACGGGACCGCAAACUUUUACGCGUGCGAAAUUGUGCUCGCGCUGGAGUACCUUCACCAGCUGCAGAUCGUCUAUCGGGACUUGAAGCCGGAGAACCUGCUGCUCGAUCGGGACGGUCAUCUGAAAAUCACCGACUUUGGGUUCGCCAAAAAGCUCAAGGACCGAACGUGGACGCUGUGCGGGACGCCGGAAUAUCUGGCACCGGAAAUCAUUCAGUCCAAGGGUCACAACAAGGCCGUUGAUUGGUGGGCAUUAGGCGUGCUGAUCUACGAGAUGGUCGUCGGAUAUCCACCCUUCUACGACGAUAAUCCGUUCGGCAUCUACGAGAAGAUCCUCAGCGGCAAGAUCGAGUGGUCGCGGCACAUCGAACCGAUCGCAAAGGACCUGGUCAAGAAGCUGCUGGUGCAGGACCGAACGAAGCGGCUGGGGAACAUGAAGAACGGAGCGGAAGACAUCAAAAGGCACCGAUGGUUCAAACACCUCGACUGGGACGUGGUGAUAAACAAGAAACUGAAGCCUCCAAUCGUGCCAAAGUUCGUGUUCGAGGGCGACACCAGCAAUUUUGACGACUACCCGGAGACGGACUGGAAGUCGGCCCGCUCGCUGGACAAGGUCGAGAUGCAGCUGUUUGAAGAUUUCUAAAUAUUUUAAAAA